GCCUAGAAAGAUGCGCUGCCCUAGGCCAGGAGGUGGCAGGAAGCUGCCUGAGUCUUGCGCCCCGGAUCCGGAUCCGGCUACAUCCACCUCAGGCCUGCCGCCGCCGCCGCCCAAGUUCGACCCCAAUGAGAUCAAAGUCGUGUUCCUGAGAUGCACCGGCGGGGAGGUUGGCGCCACUUCCGCUCUGGCACCUAAAAUCAGCCCUUUGGGUUUGUCUCCCAAAAAGGCUUGUGAUGGGGGCUGAGGAUCACUGUGAAAUUCUCUCCAGAACAGGCAAGCUCAGAUCGAGGUUGUCCCUUCUGCCCCAAUCAUCAAAGCCCUCAAGGAGCCUCCUCGUGACAGGAAGAAGCAGAACAUUAAACACAGCGGCAGCGUCGGCUUUGGUGAGAUAGUAAAACAUCGCACACCAAAUGAGGCACAGUCCUUGGCCCGGGAGCUCUCUGGAACUAUUAAGGAGAUUCUAGGAACCGCUCAGUCUGUUGGCCGCAAUGUUGCUGGCAGACAUCCUCAUGAUGUCAUCGAUGACAUCAACAGUGGCACAAUAGAGUGCCCAGCUAGCUCAGACAGAAUCCAAGAAGAACUCUCAACAUGAAAGCGGAUUAAGAUUUUUUGGGACAAUUAGGAAACCUCAAUAAAACCUGCAGUUGAAUGA
Molecule: messenger RNA, 652 nt
Organism: Dermochelys coriacea (leatherback sea turtle)
Lineage: Eukaryota; Metazoa; Chordata; Testudines; Dermochelyidae
Product: 60S ribosomal protein L12-like
Exons: 1
Biological process (GO): translation
Cellular component (GO): ribosome; cytosolic large ribosomal subunit
Molecular function (GO): large ribosomal subunit rRNA binding; structural constituent of ribosome
Source: RefSeq, a predicted model, not a curated record